Tachyglossus aculeatus (Australian echidna) is the source of this 2161-nucleotide messenger RNA. It is a transcript of the gene ALOXE3, whose product is annotated as arachidonate lipoxygenase 3. Gene Ontology annotation, molecular function: iron ion binding; oxidoreductase activity, acting on single donors with incorporation of molecular oxygen, incorporation of two atoms of oxygen; protein binding. The record is from RefSeq and is a predicted model, not a curated record. Gene Ontology annotation, biological process: lipid oxidation; linoleic acid metabolic process. The transcript is spliced from 15 exons. The coding region runs from base 1 to 2136 and encodes 711 amino acids. Lineage: Eukaryota; Metazoa; Chordata; Mammalia; Monotremata; Tachyglossidae.
AUGGUUCUCUAUAAGGUCAAGGUGGCCACGGGGUCCUUCCUGAAGGCCGGGACCAUGGACUCCAUCUCGGUCACGCUGGUGGGCACCUGUGGCGAGAGUCCCAAGCAUCUGCUGGACCACAUUGGCAAGGACUUCGCCCCUGGUGCCGUGGACGGAUACAAGGUGCCCUGCGAAGCCGACCUGGGGGAGCUCCUCCUUCUCCGCCUUCACAAGGAACGCUACUGCUUCUUCCCCCAAGACAGCUGGUACUGUAGCUACAUCACUGUCACGGCCCCCGAUGGCCAGCGGUACCGAUUCCCCUGCUACCAGUGGAUCGAGGGCUACCGCAGCCUGGAACUCCGCCAGGGCGCGGGGAGGACUGUCUGUCAUGACACCCUCGCCCUCCUCCUGGAACACCGGAAACAGGAGUUACGAGCCAGACAGAGAUCUUACCGCUGGAAGAUCUACGCUCCGGGCUUCCCGCGGUGUCUGGAUGUCCGCAACUUUGAGGAAAUGGAGUCUAGCAGCAACUACUCCCUGACGAAGAUGACCCCUGGUGCGCAGGAGACGCCGCCGGGGAACAGCAACUCCCUCCCUGGCUUCCCCAUGAAGGUCGACGUCCACUCUCUGAUGCACAUGGAUGCCAACAUCCGCUAUUCUGUCACCAAAACCACCUCCCUGCUCCUCAACGCCAUCCCUGCGUCCCUGGGCAUGAAGCUAAGGGGGCUACUGGACCGAAAGGGGUCGUGGAAGAAGCUGGACGAUGUGCGGAAAAUCUUCCUGUGCCACAAGACUAGCACGUCAGAGUUUGUGGCGGAGCACUGGCGGGAGGACUGGUUCUUUGGGUACCAGUACCUCAAUGGGGUGAACCCUGUGAUGCUGCGGAGGUGCUGCCGGCUCCCCGAGAAUUUCCCCGUCACCUCGGACAUGGUGGCCCCGGUGCUGGGGCCCGGGCGCCGCCUGCAUGAAGAGAUGGAGGGGGGCCGGGUGUUCCUGGCGGAUUACCAGAUCCUGGAGGAGGCCCCGGUCAACUGGCUCAAUGGCGUCUGCCAACACGUGGCCGCCCCUCUGUGCUUGCUGUGGCUCAGCCCCUCGGGCAACUUGUUGCCCCUCGCUAUCCAGCUCAGCCAGACCCCCGGGCCGGACAGCCCCAUCUUCCUGCCCAGCGACUCCGAGUGGGACUGGCUCACGGCCAAGACGUGGGUGCGCAACUCGGAGUUUCUCAUCCACGAAAACAACACCCACUUCUUGUGCACCCACCUGCUGGCCGAGGCCUUCUCCCUCGCCACCCUGCGCCAUCUUCCCCUCUGCCACCCGCUCUACAAGCUCCUGAUUCCGCACACCCGCUACACCCUUCAGGUCAACACCAUCGCCCGGGCUACCCUCCUCAACCCGGAGGGGCUAGUGGAUAAGACGACGUCCAUUGGAAGAGCGGGCCUUCUGUAUCUGAUGAGGACAGGCCUCCAGAGACUGCGCUACUCCACCCUCUGCCUCCCAGACAGUCUCCAGGAACGCGGUGUUCUCUCCCUCCCCAACUACUAUUACCGGGACGAUGGCAUGAAGAUCUGGGAAGCCAUAGAAUGCUUCGUCUCCAACAUUGUCUCCUACUACUAUCCCAGUGACACCUCGGUUCAGCGGGACUCUGAGCUGCAGGCCUGGGUGUGGGAAAUCUUCACUCAGGCCUUCCUGGGCCGGGAGAGCUCAGGUUUCCCCUCCUGCCUCAACACCCCCAAAGAGCUCAUUAAAUUCCUCACUAUGAUUAUCUUCAACUGUUCAGUUCAGCAUGCAGCCGUCAACAGUGGCCAGCACGACUUCGGGGCCUGGAUGCCCAAUGCCCCUUCCUCCAUGAGGCAGCCCCCUCCUUGUGUCAAGGGCACCACGACUCUUCAGAGCUACUUGGACACGCUACCUGAGGUGAACAUCACGUGUAACACGCUUCUGCUCUUCUGGCUGGUCAGCCAAGAGCCGAAGGAUCAGAGACACCUGGGCCACUACCCGGACCAGCACUUCACGGAAGAGUGUCCGGGACGCAGCGUCGCGGCUUUCCAGCAGCGGCUGGCGGAGAUUUCCCAGGAGAUCCGUGUCCGGAACAAGACUUUGGCUCUGCCCUACGCCUACCUCGAUCCGCCCCUCAUUGAGAACAGCGUUUCCAUAUAGCAUCAGCCCACCCCGGCCCCCUCCC